AGCCGCGGUGGGGCCGCUGAUGCGGCAGGGGGCGAAUCGGCUGUCUGCCAUACUGCUUCGCGAUUCGCGAUCGGAUGUCGAUGCGAUAUGCAAUGCGUUCUGCAUCGCAGAUUGCGGGCGGGCUUGCGGGACGGAGAACCAAAGAGAAAGUGGUUCUCGUCGCUUGCGGCUCUUUCAAUCCAAUCACGAAUAUGCACCUGAGGAUGUUCGAGACCGCGCGCGAUUCCCUCAGAGACACCGGUUUUCCAUGAUGUGAUCCGGGGGGUUAUCUCACCCACGCAUGAUGCCUAUGGAAAGGCUGGAUUGGCAGGUGCUGCGCACAGGAUUGAGAUGUGCCGUUUGGCCCUCCAAAGCUCGGAUUGGAUCUCUGUAGACACGUGGGAAGUCUCUCAAGAAGGUUGGACUCGCACGCUCAAAGUACUCGAGCACUUCCGUGCGUUCUUCAACGAUAGAGAUACAGAGUCUUCGCCAGGGGAAGCGGUAAAACCGACUGAGUCAACCGGGAGAGAGGAGCAAGUUGGGGUGCGACUCCUGUGCGGAGGAGAUCUCCUCGAGAGUUUCGCAAAACCUGGUCUGUGGGAGGACGAGGACAUACGGAAGAUCGUUGGGGAUUUUGGCCUGGUUGUUAUAGGCAGGAGCUCCUCGAAUCCGGAAAAAUUCAUCUAUGAUCAUGACAUAGUCUACGAGAACAGGCGGAACAUCCAUAUAGCUACGGAGUGGUUCAGCAACGACGUCUCCAGCACCAAAGUUAGGAAUGCUGUACGUCGUGGUGAGAGCAUAAAAUACGUCGUUCAGGACUCUGUGAUCGAUUACAUAGCCCAGAAGAGACUUUAUCGGGAGAAAUAAAUAUCAAGACGACA
Molecule: messenger RNA, 860 nt
Organism: Galendromus occidentalis (western predatory mite)
Lineage: Eukaryota; Metazoa; Arthropoda; Arachnida; Mesostigmata; Phytoseiidae
Gene: Nmnat
Product: nicotinamide mononucleotide adenylyltransferase
Exons: 5
Coding region: 331-846 (171 amino acids)
Biological process (GO): NAD+ biosynthetic process
Molecular function (GO): nicotinate-nucleotide adenylyltransferase activity; nicotinamide-nucleotide adenylyltransferase activity
Source: RefSeq, a predicted model, not a curated record